Bufo bufo (common toad) is the source of this 759-nucleotide messenger RNA. RefSeq names its product gastrula zinc finger protein XlCGF8.2DB-like. NCBI's taxonomy places the organism in Eukaryota, Metazoa, Chordata, Amphibia, Anura, Bufonidae. Gene Ontology annotation, biological process: regulation of transcription by RNA polymerase II. Gene Ontology annotation, molecular function: RNA polymerase II cis-regulatory region sequence-specific DNA binding; DNA-binding transcription factor activity, RNA polymerase II-specific. The annotation marks the transcript as partial. The transcript has a single exon. The record is from RefSeq and is a predicted model, not a curated record.
UGUUCAGAAUGUGGAAAAUGUUUUGCUGAAAAACAACAAUUGGUUAUACAUCAAAGAUGUCAUACAGGGGAGAAGCCAUUUUUAUGUUCAGAAUGUGGGAGAUAUUAUAGAUAUGAACAAGAACUUGUUAGACAUCAAAGAACACACACAGGGGAGAAGCCAUUUCCUUGUCCAGAAUGUGGCAAAUGUUUUGCUUUAAAAAAAUAUCUAGUUACACAUCAAAGAACGCACACCGGGGAGAAGCCAUUUUCAUGUUCAGAAUGUGGGAAAUGUUUUGCUAUAAAAAAAGAUCUUGUUGGACAUCUGAGAAUUCACACAGGGGAGAAGCCAUUUUCAUGUUCAGAAUGUGGGAAAUGUUUUACUAUAAAAAAAGAUCUUGUUGGACAUCUGAGAAUUCACACAGGGGAGAAGCCAUUUUCAUGUUCAGAAUGUGGGAAAUGUUUUGCUAUAAAAAAAGAUCUUGUUGGACAUCUGAGAAUUCACACAGGGGAGAAGCCAUUUUCAUGUUUAGAAUGUGGGAAAUUAUUUGCUUUUAAAAGAUAUCUUGUUAGACAUCAAAGAACACACACAGGGGAGAAGCCAUAUACAUGUUCAGAAUGUGGAAAAUGUGUUAACAGUAAAUCAGAUCUUGUUAAACAUCAGAGAAUUCACACUGGAGAGAAGCCAUAUUCAUGUUCAGAAUGUGGGAAAAGUUUUAGUAUUAAAUCAAAUCUUGUUGCACAUCAGAGAAUUCACAUAGGGGAGAAGCCACAAUUAUGA